AGGCAGCAUUGUAUCGCCGCAGCAGCAGAGCGGCGCUCAGGUGUCUGCAGCGGCGGAACAUGAUUACGGCGGUAUGGCGGACAGAGACAAGAGGAAACCCAGCCCUGCGCCUGGACGCAGCGUCCAGGUGAACUCCCAGUCCGGUUUCAGGUUGACUCAUGAUAUCAGCCUGGAUGAGUUUGACGAUGAUGACCUAUCAGAGAUUACGGAGAUUACAGAUGAGCGCGGGAUGAGCCUCAACUGUAACGGUCCGGACAUAAAGGGCCAUGUGAGGCGAGGAACCAAUAGUGUGUCAGGGAGGGUGGAACUAGGUGCUGUUGGCCAGCUCCAGGCAGAGAUGCUGCAUUUGGACCUCAUCGACAGUGUUGAUAAAGAGUCCCUGAAGGCUUCUGCCGUCGCACCCCCGUCUGCCACCAAGGACCCCGCCGCACCUGUUACCAUGGAUACCUACCGACCCAAAAGACCCACGACCCUCAACCUCUUCCCGAUUGUGCCACGCACUCAGGACACACUAAACAACAACUCCCUUGGGAAGAAGUACAGCUGGCAGGAGAAGGUUUCAGGUUCGUCCUCGCCGCUCAAAACAGGCGAGCUCACACCUCCCCGUGAACACAGCUGUCUGAGUGAUGAGGACAAGGUGCAGGGCGGCGGCUCGCACACCAAAGACCGCGGCACUUCCACCGAUGUCCCCUGCAGGCACAGCCACAACGCUGGACACUCACAUGGCAGCUCAUCCUCAGCCGUAGUGGCACGUGCACAGGUCCAGGAGAAGCCACCUGCACCUCCACCACCUCAGAACUACACACCAGCUCCUCUGUAUCCAGCAGGGAAGGCGGGUGGGGGCGGAACCCACCAGGACAGGAUUUCUUACCAUGCAGAUGUUCAUCCGGAGCCAACAGAAGAGAUCUAUCUGACGCCGGUUCAACGCUCUGCUGAACUGUUAGAGUCUGUUGGUGUCCAAAACCGGCCUUUUCUGUCACAGCAGACGGAGCAAAUUCGCAUGUCCAUCAGCUCUGACACAGAAGGCCCACCCCCAUACCAGCCUCUCCCAGACCGGACCAACCCAUCUAUAUAUGAGGAAGAUGAGGUCUACAUGGCCCCACCUUCUUACGCUUCCUGUGUGGAGUCCCUCAUAACACCUCCUGGCAUGGCUUACUCAGCCCCACCAUCACGUUCCUCCUUUGCCCUGGACCUCAGCCGGCGAGGGGCAGGAAUGGGCUCUGGGGUCAUGUUGAGAGCAGGGUCAUCAGUUGAAUAUGUGGACGCAACAGAUGAAAACUACUGCGGAGAAGAGAAUGAAAAUGAGGAUGUGGACAGAGUAGUGAUGGAUGGGAGGAUGAGGAAGGGGGUUGAUCAGGUGGGUGAAGGGACUUGUGGUGGUAGAAGUGCCCCACCAAGGACUUCUAUGAGCUCGGAGGCCAACGGCCUCUCGUACGACUCAGUUAAAUACACGCUGGUGGUGGAUGAGCAUGCCCAGCUGGAACUGGUCAGUCUACGGCAGUGUUACCAAGGCUACAGCGAUGACAGUGACUCGGCCACUGUCUAUGACAACUGUGUCUCUUCUCCAUAUGAGUCGGCCAUUGGGGAGGAGUAUGAGGAGGAUGAGGACAGCAGUGCUCGGAUGGGGGGAGUUCAGAGAGAGGCCACAGCUUGUCUGUCUGAAGAUUCCACACCAGAAGCAGACCUGCACUUCUCAAAGAAGUUCCUCAAUGUCUUCAUGAACGGCCGUUCUCGUUCCUCCAGCGCAGAAUCAUUUGGUUUAGUCUCAUGUGUUAUUGAUGGAGAGGAGAAGGAUCAGACUCACAGAGCUGUGUACAGGUUUGUUCCUCGACAUGAUGAUGAGUUAGAGCUGGAGGUGGAUGAUCCGCUGUUUGUGGAGGUCCACGGAGAUGAUUACUGGUAUGAGGGCUACAACAUGCGCACCGGUGCCCGAGGCAUCUUCCCUGCCUACUAUGCUAUAGAGGUCACCAAGGACACUGAGAACUAUAAAGCAGUGAAAAGCAGUGAAUGGAUGGACAGAUACAGUCUGAAGUUCCUCGGCUCUGUACAGGUGCCGUAUCAUAAAGGAAACGAUGUACUAUGUGCAGCUAUGCAGAAGAUUGCGACCAACAGACGGAUGACUUUGAGGUACAAUCCACCAUCAUCAUGUGUCCUGGAGAUCAGUGUUAAAGGCAUCAAGCUCGCAGUUCAGGAGGAUUACUACGCCUGUGACAGGAGUAACGAGUGCAGCCACUUCUUCCAGCUAAAGAAUGUCUCCUUCUGUGGCUAUCACCCAAAAAACAGCAAAUAUUUUGGUUUCAUUACGAAGCAUCCAGCAGACCAGAGAUUCGCCUGCCAUGUGUUUGUGUCUGAAAAUUCAACAAAGCCUCUCGCAGAAUCCGUGGGGAAAGCCUUCCAGCUGUACUAUAAGGAGUUUGUGGAGUUCUCGUGCCCGACAGAGGACAUCUACCUGGAAUAGCCCUGCCUUCAGCCACAGCCCUGUACAGUACACUAUAUCAUAGCUUAAUGUUGCAUGAAGGACAGACGUCUAAAAAAAACUAACUUUAACAAGAG
This is a messenger RNA of Thalassophryne amazonica, 2553 nucleotides long. RefSeq names its product mitogen-activated protein kinase 8 interacting protein 1b (gene mapk8ip1b). The record is from RefSeq and is a predicted model, not a curated record. Bases 74 to 2458 code for a protein of 794 amino acids. Gene Ontology annotation, biological process: regulation of JNK cascade. Gene Ontology annotation, molecular function: protein binding. NCBI's taxonomy places the organism in Eukaryota, Metazoa, Chordata, Actinopteri, Batrachoidiformes, Batrachoididae. The transcript has 12 exons. Gene Ontology annotation, cellular component: cytoplasm.